CAACCUUGGUCCUUCUUCUCUUCUCUACUCCUCUUCACCUUUCCCUCUUCCCUCCCUCUACCUCCCUUUUCACACUUCUGUUUUUUUCUUUUUUGCUCUUGGCUGUCAACUUGAAUCAGGAGCGAGAAAAGCUGCGAUUUUUAUCGGUCGGAUUGUUUUCAAUUUUGGCAAGCAGAGGAAUCAUGGACAGUGCCGGAGGACCGGAAGUGGGACGGUGGCCGGCGUGGCUGCGGCCGCUGCUGUCGACGAGCUUCUUCGUUCAAUGCAAGCUCCAUGCGGACUCUCACAAGAGCGAGUGUAAUAUGUACUGCCUCGAUUGCAUGAAUGGCGCUCUGUGCUCUGUUUGCCUUGCUCAGCACGGCGGCCACUGCGCCAUCCAGAUAAGGAGGUCGUCCUACCACGACGUGAUCAGGGUGUCCGAGAUCCAAAAGGUAUUGGACAUCACCGGCGUGCAGACCUACAUCAUUAACAGCGCCCGUGUUGUCUUCCUCAACGAACGCCCUCAGCCGCGGCCCGGCAAGGGCGUCACGAACACCUGUGAGGUCUGCGAGCGGAGCCUCCUCGACUCCUUCCGCUUCUGCUCUCUCGGCUGCAAGAUCGCCGGCACCGCCUCCGACUACUACAUUAACAGGAAGAAGAAAAAGAUGCUGAAGCUGAAGAAGAAGUCAACUGCGCAAUCCGACUCCGAGGAGGAGUCGUACACGAGCAGCAGCCGAGGCAGCGAGAAGAGCAAUGUGAUUCAGAGCUUCACGCCGUCGACUCCUCCGCCUACCGCCGCCAUUCUCCGCAGCGCCAAGAGGAGAAAAGGCAUUCCCCACAGAGCUCCAUUUGGAAGCCUAAUACUGGAGUUCUAAGCCAUUGCUACUUACUACACACGAUAGAAGCAAUCAAAUAAAAUCACUGUCUCUCAGGAAAGGCAGAGCAGAUGAAGAACCCUUUAAUCGUAGCUGAUAAAUGUAGCUGUAACUAUCUGUAUCGUAAAGGUUUGAGAUUAUACGCAAGAAUUAGAGGAGGUUUUGCAUAGAUAGAUAGAUUGUAGAGUAUAAUAACUCAGUGUACAUAUUUUUGGCAGAAGAAGCUUGGUGUUUGGAGUUUGGUGCAUGCAGUAGCAUACGCCAUGGAGGUUGCAGUAAUAAAAUGCUCCUUGUUCUA
Messenger RNA from Zingiber officinale, 1152 nucleotides. Its product is annotated as protein RGF1 INDUCIBLE TRANSCRIPTION FACTOR 1-like. The transcript has 4 exons. Bases 183 to 854 code for a protein of 223 amino acids. The record is from RefSeq and is a predicted model, not a curated record. NCBI's taxonomy places the organism in Eukaryota, Viridiplantae, Streptophyta, Magnoliopsida, Zingiberales, Zingiberaceae.